Messenger RNA from Hyaena hyaena (striped hyena), 6552 nucleotides. RefSeq names its product SAM and SH3 domain containing 1 (gene SASH1). Gene Ontology annotation, molecular function: protein binding. The record is from RefSeq and is a predicted model, not a curated record. The transcript has 20 exons. Bases 16 to 3708 code for a protein of 1230 amino acids. NCBI's taxonomy places the organism in Eukaryota, Metazoa, Chordata, Mammalia, Carnivora, Hyaenidae.
GCGCGGGACGCGGCCAUGGAGGACGCGGGCGCGGCCGGCCCGGGGCCGGAGCCCGAGCCCGAGCCCGAGCCCGAGCCCGAGCCCGAGGGCAGCGCCGGCAUGUCCGAGGCGUUCUCCCGGCUCUGGACCGACGUGAUGGGCAUCCUGGACGGCUCCCUGGGGAACAUCGAUGACCUGGCCCAGCAGUACGCAGACUAUUACAACACCUGUUUCUCCGACGUUUGCGAGAGGAUGGAGGAGCUCCGGAAGCGGAGGGUGUCCCAGGACCUGGACGUGGAGAAACCUGAUGCCAGCCCCACGUCACUUCAGCUGCGGUCUCAGAUCGAAGAGUCGCUUGGCUUCUGUAGCGCCGCGUCAACACCAGAAGUGGAAAGAAAGAACACUCUUCCUAAGUCAAACUCUGAAGACGGCUCUGUAGGAAAAGGAGAUUGGAAGAAGAAAAAUAAGUAUUUCUGGCAGAACUUCCGAAAGAACCAGAAAGGAAUAAUGAGACAGACUUCAAAAGGAGAAGAUGUGGGCUACGUUGCAAGCGAGAUAACAAUGAGUGAUGAGGAACGAAUUCAGCUGAUGAUGAUGGUCAAGGAGAAGAUGAUCACCAUUGAGGAAGCACUUGCAAGGCUCAAAGAAUACGAGGCCCAACACCGGCAGUCAGCAGCCUUGGACCCUGCCGACUGGCCAGACGGUUCUUACCCGACAUUCGAUGGCUCGUCAAACUGCAAUUCAAGAGAACAAUCGGAUGAUGAGACGGAGGAGUCGGUGAAGUUUAAGAGAUUGCACAAGCUGGUCAACUCCACUCGCAGAGUGAGAAAGAAACUAAUCAGGGUGGAAGAAAUGAAAAAGCCCAGCACCGAAGGCGGAGAGGAGCACGUGUUUGAGAAUUCCCCAGUUCUGGACGAGAGGUCCGCCCUUUAUUCUGGAGUACACAAGAAGCCAUUUUUCUUUGAUGGCUCUCCUGAGAAACCUCCAGAAGAUGACUCAGACUCUCUCACCACCUCUCCAUCAUCCAGCAGCCUGGAUACCUGGGGAGCUGGCCGAAAGUUGGUCAAAACCUUCAGCAAAGGAGAGAGUCGGGGCCUGAUUAAGCCCCCCAAGAAGAUGGGGACGUUCUUCUCCUACCCAGAAGAAGACAAGGCCCAGAAGGUCUCCCGCUCGCUAACUGAGGGGGAGAUGAAGAAGAGUCUCGGGUCCCUGAGCCAUGGGAGAACCUGUAGUUUUGGAGGAUUUGACUUAACGAAUCGUUCUCUACACAUUGGCAGCAACAAUUCUGACCCAAUGAGUAAAGAAGGAGAUUUUGUGUACAAAGAAGUUAUCAAAUCACCCACUGCCUCCCGCAUCUCUCUUGGAAAAAAGGUGAAAUCUGUGAAAGAGACCAUGAGGAAGAGAAUGUCUAAAAAAUACAGCAGCUCUGUCUCUGAGCAGGACUCAGGCCUGGAGGGAAUGCCCGGCUCCCCUCCGUCUUCACAGCCUGACAGUGAACACAUGGACAAGCCGAAGCUCAAAGCCGGCGGUUCUGUUGAGAGUCUGCGGAGUUCUCUGAGUGGCCAGAGCUCAAUGAGCGGUCAGACAGUAAGUACCACUGAUUCCUCAACCAGCAACAGGGAGAGCGUCAAGUCAGAAGAUGGUGAUGACGAGGAGCCUCCCUACCGGGGCCCCUUCUGCGGGCGCGCCAGGGUGCACACCGACUUCACACCUAGUCCCUAUGACACGGACUCGCUCAAGCUCAAGAAAGGAGACAUCAUCGAUAUAAUCAGCAAGCCACCCAUGGGCACCUGGAUGGGACUGUUGAACAACAAGGUCGGCACAUUCAAGUUCAUCUAUGUCGAUGUGCUGAAUGAGGAAGAAGAGAAGCCCAAGCGCCCCACCAGGAGGAGGAGGAAAGGAAGACCACCGCAGCCCAAAUCUGUGGAGGAUCUCCUCGACCGGAUCAACCUGAAAGAGCACAUGCCCACUUUCCUGUUCAAUGGCUAUGAAGACCUGGACACCUUUAAGCUCCUGGAGGAGGAAGACUUGGAUGAGUUAAACAUCCGGGACCCGGAACACAGGGCCGUUCUCUUGACAGCGGUGGAGCUGUUACAAGAAUAUGACAGUAACAGCGACCAGUCGGGGUCCCAGGAGAAGCUGCUUGUCGACGGCCAGGGACUGAGUGGGUGCUCGCCGCGAGACUCCGGGUGCUACGAGAGCAGCGAGAACCUGGAAAACGGCAAGACCCGGAAGACCAGCCUUCUCUCUGUCAAGUCGUCAGUGGAGUCCGGCUUCAAGUCCUUCAGCAGGACCCAGCUGGGCAACUACCCAACCCUGCCUUUAACGAAGCCCGGGGCCGCGCUGAAGCCCGGGGAGGAAGGCAGGCCGGGCGGCGCGCUGACCCCCCCCACCUCCAAGUGCUGUGACCAGCCGUGUGCGACCGGCCUGAACAAACACCGAAGAAGCCUCCCCGUUUCCAUGUGUCGGAGCUGUGAGACCCUGGAGGGCCCCCAGAGCGUGGAAACCUGGCCCAGAUCCCAUUCCCUGGACGACCUUCAAGGAGAGCCUGCUGCCGAGAAGGAUGCGCCCGGCGAGGGGACAGAGCCCUCCCCGCAGAUUGUACCACAAGUGCCACUAAAGACAACCCUCUCCAUCGCAAAGGUUCAAAGCCUCAGACGGGAUCCUGCUGUUGACAAUGCACUGCUACUGACCCAAAGCAAGAGAUUUUCUGAACCUCAGAAAACAGCUACUAAGAAACUAGAAGCUUCCAUUGCAGCCUCCUCCCGCGGCACGUCCCCUCCUCCGUGUUUGCCCAAAAACUAUGAUGCCCAACCUCCCGGAGCUAAACACGGUUUAACAAGGACACCUCUUGAGGGACACAGGAAAGGACUCGAGCUUGAAGGAACACAUCACCCCCCGGGCACCAAAGACGGCCUAGGUGCUGAGCAGAGGGGACCCGAGGCAAGAACGCAGGCGAAGCAUCCCUCACAGCCUCCCCCCGUUCCCGCCAAGAAAAGCCGAGAGCGCCUGGCCAACGGACUCCACCCCGGCCCUCCCGGCCCCGACGCGCCGAGCCUGCCCGUCAAAAAAGGCAGCCCCGGUGACUGCCCCUCACCCCAGGCUGCCAGGCCUCCCUCGGCCCAGGAGCCCGGCAGCCCCCGUGGUGCGAGGCCGCCGCCCUGGCUCUCCGAGCUGCCGGAGAGCACGAGCCUCCAGGAGCACGGCGUGAAGCUGGGCCCGGGUCUCACCAGGAAGGUGUCCUGCGCUCGGGGGGUGGACCUGGAAGUGCUCACCGAAAACAAGCUGCGAGCCGAAGGCAUCGAUCUCACGGAGGAGCCCUACUCCGAUAAGCACGGCCGCUGUGGGAUUCCCGAGGCCCUGGUGCAGAGAUAUGCAGAAGACUUAGAUCAGCCCGAGAGGGACGUCGCCACCAACAUGGACCAGAUCCGCGUGAAGCUGCUUCGGAAGCAGCACCGCAUGGCGAUCCCCAGCGGUGGACUCACAGAAAUCUGCAGAAAGCCCCUGUCUCCCGGAUGUGUCUCGUCUGUGUCGGAUUGGCUGGUAUCCAUCGGUAUGCCCAUGUACACCAGCGCCCUCACCGAAGCUGGGUUCAGCACACUGGGCCAAGUGCCUUCUCUGUCCCACACUUGCCUUCAGGAGGCCGGCAUCACAGAGGAGAGACACAUAAGCAAGCUCGUGUCUGCAGCCAGACUCUUCAAAUUGCCACCAGGCCCUGAGGCCAUGUAGCCAGGCCCAUAUAUGGAGCUCCCUGGACAAGAGCCACCCUUUCACUGUGCUUAUGAUGCUAAUGCAAUCCCUCCUCCUUGGGACGUGCAGACCAGAUCCGGAAGAAAGGCCCAGUGUAAGGCCGAACUGAGCACGAAACCUUGGCCCGGGACUGAUGACCCUCUCUUCUCCAGAAGAGCCCCCUCAAGGAAAUUGGUGUGGCUUUCUUGGACUCCCCCAAAGAAAAGAUAAGCGCUAAUUUUCAUUUUCAGAACACAAAAGAACCAGGAUGCCAACUCGCCGCCCGCGCUGUGCCUCCAGUCUGUCUUGGUGCGCUGGCGGGAGGGAGGGGCAGCCGCUGUCGUUCCUAAGAACGCCCUUGCCCUUCUGUCUGUCACCCUGCGGGAUACCGGAGGGCGGGCGGGCGUUAGCCAGGCCAAAGUAACAGGCCCAGGAGUUACUGUACGCCAUUGACUAUGCUUGUUUAUUCAGAAGUUAAGAAAAUCUGGCUGUACUAGGGAAAAGAAAAAAAAAAGUCCUAUUCUCCUUUAAGUAAACAAGAGACAUUUUAAUAAUUGCUUUCUAGCAAUCAGCUUUUAUUUGCCUUAAUAUAAGCUUUUAAGCAGUUAUCUGGUGUCCAUCACCCUGUAACCAUAGUUCCAGAUCUUCAGUCUAGAGUGCCAUCUAACAUACCGGAGAUGUUUUCAGCAAAAAAGAAAAAAAAAAUGGGCUUUUCUAAUUGCCUCACUCUGACAUGGCUUAUUUUGUAGGGGUGUCUGUCAGGCACAAAUUUCACGUUGGGUUUCAGAUUUUAACUACAAACCCAGUAAAACGCUAUCUGAAACUCACAGAGAUCAGGUGUGUAUGUGAGCGUGCAUGCAUGUGUGUGCAUGUGUGAGCGCGAGUGUAUAGAAACUACCUUAAUUUUAAUCAGUUUUGUUUUGUUUACGAUGAUGGUCAUCGUGCUGCAGUAUUGCCUUUGACUCCUGGCCACGUCCGUUCCAAAUUUCACUCAUCAGCUAAUAGGUCACCUUUGGAAAGUCACCGUAAGGUUGACUAUUUCAGAAAGAUGUUUUUAAAAGGGAAGUCAUUUAUAAGAGAUUUUUAAAGGUUAUUUUUUUCCACUUUUAUAAUUAAGAUACUGUUCUCCCUUUCUUAUUGAGACAAUUCUUUUAAUUCGGAUAAAAGUUCACUUUGGAGCCAGACAAAGCACGUUAGCCACGUAUUAAGUAUUUGCCGAUUUUCAGUGGUUUUCCAACUGAUUGUAGCACUUACCAUUCUCUUUUAGUCUGGUGUCUGCCUUUUCUAGCACACAGAUUUAGGCUAAAUUAAGCUUUCUGUUGCUUACUAAAUGAAUUUCCUUUACAUUCUUAAUCAUGAGAACUAUUCUAAGCAUUGAAUGUGAUCAUUUACAACAGAAACACUUUGAAGACAAAGCCUUGAUCAAAAGCUCUUACACAUUUCAUCUGCUCGUUAAAAUGAUUUCCCUCAAGGGAGAGAAAAAAAGUAACUUCACUCAUUACAAAGCCAUCUUCAGCAUUUGCUCUGUGUACUUGGAUCCAUGUUUCUGAGGAAAAGGAUGUUCUCAGGUUAUUUUUUUUCACGCUUUGGUAUCCAUUUAAAAACAAAUAGGCUUCUUCGAUAAUAUCCACCUUCUAGAAGAUGCCAUGUGAAAAAGUUGUGGAAAUGCAGAAUAAAAAGCUAAAAGCUGCCAAUUUUCUACUGAAAUCUUAAAAACAGCUCAUUUUCGCCAUCUCGGGUUGUGCGCACAGCCCACGUGGAAUGUGACGACACCGCUGAUACGUAGCUCUCGUGCUGUGGUGGAGACAGGCUCAGGGACAUGCGCCCCUCGCCCUGCUCCCCAGGGCCUCGACAUGACAUUCAGACCCUGCUUGUAGUUGAAGCUGACCACACACCAGUCACACAACACAACAGAGGAGGAGGAGGCAUCUUCUGUGAACUUCCCAGUGUUAGUUCAUUUUCAGUCUAAUAUUUUCAUUUAAGUAAAAGUGGCACCAGAAAAGGGAAUGUUCUGGAGUUCUUGAAAAUGCCAAAACCAUAUUUUUGUCACUCUUCUUUGGAACUAAUUGCCUUUGCAUCAAAAAAUCAAAUUCAAGGACCAUGAAGGAUUUUCAAAGCGGGAAGAUCUUCCUAACCUGAGGGGUCAGAGGUUUUUACUUUAUCGUGCUUUAAAAAAAGGUUUUGUUUCGUUUUGUUUUUUUAUUGUUAGUAUUUGUUUGGUCUUCUUUUGCUUUAAACUUUUUAAUCUGAUCCUAGAAAAGCCUGAAUGUUUGUGUGUGACAUUUGACUAAGGUGGUUUAGGGACCGCGUGUCAGAAGGCAGGUGUUAGGCACUAGCAAUAUCCGGUUUUAAUCAAUUGCACUUGGUACAGUGUUGAGGAAGGGGGAAAAGUGUGGUCUUUGGAAAGCACAAAAGAAACCUGGAAAGGCAGUUUGGCUCAGGUAGCUACACAUCCGUUGUGUGUCAUUUUUACUUUAAAGCUGUCUAGAGGGAAAUGCGGCCAGUCCCAGCCACGAUUUACAUUCCCAGAUAACCAGGAAGCAGAUGGAUUUUCAUGGCUUUCUCUUAGCAGCCCUUUUCUCUGUCCUGAUCCCCGGUGUGGGUGAAAUUGGAAAUUACUAGUCUAUUGCAAACCAGUUCCUGACAUAGCAAAAUUUGCUUUCAUAACUGCAGCGAAAGAAAUCAGUUCACCAAGUCAAUGCUGCAUUGUGUGUACUGUAUUCUUUUCAGAAAAUAUAGUAGUCUGAGUCCGAGUUAUCUUGAUUUUAAAUUGAUAGAGAAAUACAAGAAACUGUCAAGCAAGUUAUAUAACAACUAACAACAUUGCACUUUCUGUAUAUGAAA